GUUGUUUCUAUGUUGUGUUCCAAUAAUUUAUAAUAAUAAUAUGAUCCGAAAGUUGUGCCCAUCAUCAUCCUUUGUUUUCAAAAAAGUUAUUAUCGAAUCAUGUGUGAAACUCAAAUUCAUUUCUUAUGCCUUUUAUUAUUUUAUAUUAAUAAUAAUAACAAACUUAUUCAUUUUUCAAUUUUCCUUUCUGAGUUUACUGUUUUGUCAAAAAGGUUAAUAAUCAAAUCAAAUCACAACACAAUCGGUGUUUCAAGACAUAGUCUCCUUGCUGUUCUUAGUGGUAAAUCACAUGACAGUAAACAAAAGCAGAAGCAGAAGCAGAAGCAAGAUGAUGCUUCUGAGGGUCAAUUUUCAUCAUACCCCUUUCCCGAGCUCUCUUCGUCCGGGCGUCUCGAGGUUAAAUUAUUGAUUAAACCUACUUACGAUGAACUUGGUCGAGUUCUAGAACAACUGCAGCCGGAUUUUGUUUACCUGCAAGGUCAGCAGCUAGAUGAUAGGGGAGAAAUUGGGUCUCUUGUAUGGGAAGAUUUUGACUUGUCUACCCCAGAAGCCUUGUGUGGAUUAUUUUCUUCCAAAUUACCUAAUACUGUUUAUUUGGAAACUCCCAAGGGCGAAAAAUUGGCAGAGGCACUCCAUUCGGAGGGAGUACCUUACACUAUAUACUGGAAAAAUGAUUUUUCAAAGUACGCAGCUUCACAUUUUCAUCAAGCUUUUUUCUCAGUGGCACAAAGUACAUCCAGCCAUACAUGGGAUGCGUUCCAACUUGCUCAAGCAUCUUUUAGACUAUACUGUGCGGAAAACAAUGUCGUAUCACACGACAGUCGGAAGGGCGGCGGUAAGCUCGGGCCACAAAUUCUCGGGGAACCUCCUAACAUAGAAGUUGGUCCAUGUGAAGCAAACAUGAAGGAAGAAGAAGAUUCACCUGAGACUAGUUCUUCUAUAAAGAUAUAUGAUGAUGAUGUGAAUACGAGAUUUCUUGUUUGUGGAUUUCCCUGCACAUUGGAUGCAUGCUUAUUGGGUUCGUUAGAGGAUGGACUCAAUGCUCUUCUAUGUACAGAAAUACGUGGAUGUAAACUUCAAAAUCGGACAAGUGCUCCACCGCCACCUCUCCAGGCAGGAACUUUCUCACGUGGUGUGGUGACCAUGCGUUGUGAUAUAUCCACAAGCAGUUCUGCUCAUAUAUCACUUUUAGUGUCCGGUAGUGCGGACGCUUGUUUUAAUGAUCAGCUUUUGGAGAAUCAUAUUAAAAAAGAACUCACCGAGAAUAGCCAACUUGUUCAGGCAAUUCCUAGUCACGAACAAAACAAAUUACCUUCAUAUGUGCCUCGAAGAUCAGCCUCAGUAGCCUGUGGAUCUAGUGUGUUUGAAGUUUGUAUGCGAGUUCCUACAUGGGCUUCACAGGUUCUAAGACAACUUGCACCGAAUCUGUCAUACCGCUGCCUAGUUAUGUUGGGAGUUGCUAGUAUUCAAGGAUUGGCCGUUGCAUCUUUUACUAAAGAUGAUGCAGAACGUCUUCUUUUCUUUUGUUCUGUGAAGGAGAAAGAUAACUUAUCCAAAGAUAUCGUUUUCUCUGGUCACCCUAGUUGGUUGAUGCCUCCAGCACCUAGUCGAAAAAGAUCCGAACCAUGCUCUAGAAUAAAAUCUAUUAACGCUAGUGGCGUUGAAGAUAUUGGCAGUGAUAGACAGAAAUUAAGUUUUGGUGCCAUGAGGCCAAUCCCUCAGUCGCAUCGUCAAAAGCUUCUCCCCUUUUCUGGAUUUUCCGAGGUAGAAAGAUAUGACAGAGACCAUGGAAAAUCAAAUCAGCUACUUGCUCCAAUUAAGCACAAUGGUUUAGGUCCCCAUUCUGUUACAAACAGGAAAUCUGUUUCAAACGCGUUUCAAGCUCACCAAAUAAUUUCUUUGAAUCCAUUACCUAUGAAAAAGCAUGGUUGUGAUAGAGCUCCGAUACGAGCUUGCUCAGAGGAGGAAUUCCUGAAGGAUGUAAUGCAAUUUCUGGUUCUUCGAGGGCAUACUCGCCUCAUUCCCCAAGGCGGAUUUGCUGAGUUCCCUGACGCCGUCCUGAAUGCUAAACGGCUCGACCUUUUCAACUUGUAUAGAGAGGUGGUUUCAAGAGGAGGCUUUCAUGUUGGGAAUGGUAUCAAUUGGAAAGGACAAGUUUUCUCAAAGAUGAGCAAUCACACUCUGACACAUAGAAUGACAGGUGUUGGCAAUACACUCAAAAGACAUUACGAAACUUAUCUUUUGGAAUAUGAAUUAGCUCAUGAUGAUGUAGAUGGAGAGUGCUGCUUAUUGUGUCACAGUAGUGCAGCUGGUGACUGGGUGAACUGUGGUUUAUGUGGUGAGUGGGCUCAUUUUGGUUGUGAUAGGCGGCAGGGACUCGGAGCAUUUAAGGACUAUGCAAAAACUGACGGGCUCGAAUACGUUUGUCCGCACUGCAGCAUAUCAAAUUUCAGCAAAAAAUCGCAUAAAACUACAAAUGGCUACUAACCGCUUUAAACAACGAAGUUUCUUCCCCAGAGCCAAUGUACAUGGCUAGUGUUAACAUUUUUUCUUGAUUUGUGCUUGAUCCUCAAUUGGUAAAGGUAGGUUUGUAGGAGUGCAAUUAUUAAUCAAUGAUUUGGAAUUUUGACAAACUAUGGUAACAAAGAAGGGCCAUCAAAAUUUUCUUGCAUUACUGAUGUACUAUAUACUCUAGAUAAAGAAAUACAGGAAAAUAUUUGUAUAUUAAGUUUUCCUCUAGACUCCGAUAUUGCAUUA
Molecule: messenger RNA, 2757 nt
Organism: Trifolium pratense (red clover)
Lineage: Eukaryota; Viridiplantae; Streptophyta; Magnoliopsida; Fabales; Fabaceae
Product: AT-rich interactive domain-containing protein 4-like
Exons: 16
Coding region: 100-2487 (795 amino acids)
Molecular function (GO): DNA binding
Source: RefSeq, a predicted model, not a curated record